GAAACAUGACGGUGAGUUACUGGAGCGCGCACAGUACUGCGGAUAACACUGCUGGUAACACUGCUUAUUAAGGAGAUACGUGCUGCUGCUGGUGUUAGUUGUGUGGACGCGGAGAGUUUCUACCGAGGCUGCUGUCAGUCCUGUCCUCCGUGUCAAACAGAACAGGAACAACUGAACAGGAUAAACGAGUUAGUCUCAGCUAAAGAAGACAAAAAAAAUCAGAAAUCCGCAUUAAAGAGCGACUGAAUGAUGUUCACGCAGCAGGUGUGUUACCUGUACCUCAUCAGUCUUCUCUGACUGACUGACUAACUGCCGACAAACAGACACGCAGACGGGCAGAUAUGGAGAGUGGAGCUCUGGGAAUAGACACCAGCACUGCUCCAGAUCCCAGUGUGCAGUCAGACUGCAACAUAGCCUUUCUGCGGCGUCGGGCCUGGGCCCAGAGUAGAGACUCCAUCUGGCAAGAACCAGAACCAGAGCACUGUGGCCCCCAGGGGCCCCAACAGAGCCAGAGGGAUGAGGAAGCACAGAGUCCCUCAGAAGAACCAGGGCUAGUUCCUAAUAACAUCACCAGCUGGCUGAUUGAAUGCAGGACUCCCCUCGGAGCCUCUCUAGAUGAUCAGAGUGCUUCUCCCAGCAGAGGAGUGCUGAGGAACGGCUGCAGCUUUGAAGAUGACCUUUCACUGGGAGCUGAAGCCAACCAUCUUCAUUCCAGUAAAAAUAAAACUGAAUCCUGUUUUGGUCUUGCGGCGGAUCAGAAGAGGAGUCAGUAUAAAGAGAGAGCAAGAAGUAUGAACUCCACAGGAUCAGGGAAGAGCAGCACUGUGUCCAGUGUUUCAGAGCUGCUGGACCUGUACGAGGAAGACCCUGAGGAAGUCCUCUUAAAUCUUGGUUUUGGUCGAGAAGAACCCGAUCUAGCCUCGAAGGUUCCCUCCAGGUUCUUCAACAAUUCCUCCGUAGCGCGAGGCAUCGACAUCAAGGUCUACCUGGGAGCUCAGCUGCAGCGCAUGGAAGUGGAGAACCCCAACUACGCGCUGACUAGUCGUUUCCGUCAGAUUGAGGUCUUGACUACAGUAGCAAACGAGUUCUUCGAGCUCUACAGUCAGGUUUCUGGUCAGCCUGUCCAACGCAUUAGCUCCAGGGACCAAGGGGGAGAAGGAGGAGAAGGAGGGGGAGGUGAGCCAUCUCCUACUUUGAAGAGGAGCAGCAGCUCAGCUCGGAAUGUCGCCAAACUCCUCAAGAAAACCAUCAGCAAACACAACCUGCACGUGUCCACCCCAGAGUCACCUGAAGCACACACACCUAAACAACACACAGAGCUGAAUGGACACGCCCCCUCUGAUCACACAAACACCAACGGUCACGCACACACCGGUCCUGAACAGGAUGGCUACAGUACUGACCCCGACCACCAGGCAGAGACAGCCAACCAGAAACACAACCGCAAGAAAGACAGCUGUUCCCUGGCGACAGUUACAGAGGAAACCAACGGGGAUGGAGAGACAGACGACAGUCCUGAACAGAGCAGCAGAGGACCAGCAGCCAAUGGAGAGAAUCAACCAGAGUCAGCUGACUUUCAGUCAACCAAUCAGAGAACAGAGGAGGGAACCCACGUAGUCAAAGAGGUGGAGGAGGAGAAGAACCUGACCUCAACCCCAGAGAAAGCUCCUCCCACCCUGACCCCGCCCCAGCUGGCCCAGCUACGCACCAAAACCACAAACUCUUUCGAUAUGGAGGAGAUUCAGAGUAACGAAGAUGAGGCUCUGCCACACAGAACUUCCAGAGCCACUGACCUGUUGAGGACAGUCAGUCAGCAGUCAGACAGCAGUGGUUUUGCUGAGGAGCCCUCUGCCGACUCCAGCUACCUCAAGGUGCAGGAGAGUAGUGACAGCUGUGACAGUGAGACCACUGUGACAUCACACCCUUCACUAGAUGUGGCCACGCCCCUCGCAAAGGACCAACCAGUGUUUGAGCUGCCAGAUGAGGUAGAGGCGGGGCCAGGUGGGGCUGCUGAGGCUCAUGGGAGGAGUAGUAGAGUAGGAGAACACGAGCAUGAUGGGAGUUCAGAGCAGGUUCCACAGUACACAGCCCACCAGCUCCCCAGGAACAGACCAAUGGGAACACAGCAGGAUGAGGCCCGGGACGAGGAGCGAGUUGAGAGUGGGGACCGGACUGAUCCAGAACCAGAACCAGAGGUUGCCCAGAGUAUGUCUGCUUCAGAACAAGAACCACAACACACUCAGAACCAGACCAAGAAUGCCGCAGACACAGACCCACCAACAGAGGGAGUGGGUGCUGAGACCGAGGCCCAAGAAGAGCAAGCAUUCUUGGAUGAUUCUGGUUUACUUUUUCCUUCUGCUCCAUCCUCUCCAGUUCUCAGUGCUCUGAACCGAGCAAAACAGAACCAGCUGAGCCGGACAGGGCAGCAGGUCGACCCCCAGUCUGGUGAUACGCCCCAAAUCCCAGGGAGAGGACGAGGAAGAGGGCGUAUCCCCAUGCAGAGGUCCUCCUCCCUGCCCAACUCGUUCCUUUCACCCUCCAGGGUCGUGUCCUCUGUCAGGAUCCAGUUUGGGCGAGGCCAGGCAUCCUGCACCCAGCCCAGGUACUCCUUCAAAUACACCCAGGAGGCCGGAGGAGACAAGGAGGAGGAGGAGGAGGAGGAAGGACAAACCAAUUGUCUGUCUACUCUGAUCAUAAACCCUGCCUCCUCGUCUGACUCUAGAAACCAACCACCAAGGCUUCCCACAGAAGCUCUCAUCCCACCUAAACCCAUCCCACACUACCUAAUGCGGUCAUCCAAUUCCCUGCAGAGCUGUAGCCCUCCUCCUGUUUGGUCCCUAGGAGGCCAUGCCCACUCCUGGAGCACCCAGAGUGUUCCUGAUGUCUCCUCCAACUAUCAGCAGCUGGGCCAGUUCCAACAGAACAUGACUGCUAACCAAAACCAGCAAAGUUGGAAUCCAGGGCAGACGAUGUUCCCUUAUCCUAACCCUAAUCCUAACCCUGCAGCUCAGUACUCAAGUAACCCAAGCCCCAAUCCUAGUCCCAGCCUUAACCCCAGCCCAUACCCCUUCAUUCUGAACCCUCCUCUGCAGUACCCCUCCCCUCUCCAGCCAUACACCAGUCUUCCUAACCUCCUUCACCACCACAACCCCUCCUUUCUCCACCAUUCUAGUCUGACCAGUCUCCACCAACCUACAACUCCCACAAUCCCCCAGCACGGCAGCCUCUCCAACUUGCAUCAGCCCUCAUCUUCCACGGCUCCUCACCGCGUCAGUCUCGGCUACUUGCCUACGGGAACUCCAGUAAUGCACCACCAGGGCUACAAUCCUAUAUACAGUCAUCAGUCACCUUACCAUGCCACUCCUCAUGGCUCGCAGUUUGCCUCACCCUACCUCGGCUAUCAUGGGUACAACAUGAACCCACACCUGGCGUUCCCCCACCCUGUCACCCAGUGUCCACCACUGGCCCCAGAGCACAGCCUCCACCCAGGGCUCACUCAUCCUGCUCCAGGCUUCCUCCAAGGCGUGGCCUCAACCCACAGCCCAGGUCACAGCAUCCACCCAGGGCUUGCUUCUCCUGCUCCAUCCAGCACUGAGAUGCAGCUGAGGAGAGUUCUGCAUGACAUCAGAGGAACGAUACAGAGACUGAGCCCGAACCGAGCCGACACUCCGGACGCAUUCAGUGAGCACAGAGCAGCUCUGCCCGGCCACCAGUCUUUGGCAGAGUUUCAGCAGAAGAGGCGAAGUCUGAACUUGUUCCGCAGUCAGAUGAUGGACCUGGAGCUGUCAAUCAUCCAACAGCAGUCUCUGGUCUACAAACACCUGAGCCCUACUGACAGGCUGGAGGUGGAGCAGCUUCAGUCUCUGAGGUCAGCAGUCAGAGAGGAACUGCAGGAGCUGGAACAACAGCUGGACGACAGACUGUUGGAGCUGACGCAUCACACACAACACAGGGGUCUCCAUAGAGACGGCAGUGUUGACAGUCUGUCCACCGCCUCUGCACUGAGAGCCAUGGAGCCGGUGUCAGACCUCCUCAGAGAGCAGCUUUUCCUCCAAUCAGAGCUCAGCUACGACAGUCAUGCCCCCUCCACUGACCCCUCCUCCCGAUCCUCCAGUCCGGUCCGAGGAGGAGAUUGCGAGCAGAGAAGAGGCGUGUACCGUGCAUCUAUAAACAUAACGCCUGUCCUCCCUACUCGACCCAAUGCACACACUGAGGAAGAGGAGGAGGGGGAGGAGGGAGAGAGGGAUGGAGGGGGAGGAGGAGGAGCAGAAGAAGUACCAGAGGAGGAGGGAGCAGCAGGAGGAAUCAGAGUGGAGAACCUGCAGCAGCUCAUCAGAGAGAUUCGAGAGAGCGUGGCGCAGGAGGUCCGACGGGAGAUCUACAGCGAGCUGCUGGCUACAGUGUCGCCACGGCGAUCGCCCCUGCCUGCCAGGCAACACCCCCUGUAGUCAUGGCAAGAGCAGAGCACUACCCCUUUCACCUUCAGCCUUAAUAACCACAGCCUGAGCAGCAACACUGUCUGCAACACUGUAUAGCUGAGUAACACUGUAUGUCUGCAACACUGAUAAUGAAAUGAACACAUCACCUACAUGUGAUAAACCCCGCCCACUCCGCCUGUGUGAUCGCCCCGCUGUUAAGGACCACGCUCGUUACUGAGAGGUGGAGGGCGGAGUCUCGGACAGGACGAGGACGUUUACAUGUCUGGUUGGCUGGUGUGAUGCAUGCUGGGAACGCCAGUCUGGACUAGCCCGACCCUGUGAACCAUCAGCGAUGAUGUGUUGCCUUUUCCUCACAUCCUGUUUCCUUUUUUCUAAACUGUUUUGAAAGCCAGGCCUAAAACUACUACGAAUGCCACUAAUACUACUAGUACUACAUCUAGUACUGCUAACAGUACUCUACAAGUACUACCACUACUAGUCCCAGUCCUGUGGAUGUCCCCAUCAAGUUCUUUUUCCCCCACUCCUAGUCUGAGAUCAAAUCAGGACAUGUUAUUAGAUCAACACACAGGUGACCAAGUUCUCUUAAAAGUACUGUAAAUGCCUUUAUAAUCUUUUGAUCUAUGCUCUCACGCCUUUUAUUAAGGGGUUACAUUCCUUAAUCUUCAAUAAGAGUAGCGUCUACUGAGGGUCAAACUGAGCUUUUACCCCUUAAAGUUACUCAUUCCAUGCACAUUUCACCUUAAAUGUUAAAGGUUCAAUUAAGGAAUUAUGAUCCUACAGCUGUCAACAUUCCUUCAUCAUCAUCAUCAUCAUCAUCAUCAUCAUUGUCAUCGUGUGUCUGUUCCUCUUACCUCCAUCAAUUUCUGUAUUUUCUCUGAUGUGACAUUGCUCCCUGCUGGUCAGUCCACCUGAGGUUAAUUCACGCAGGUGUUUUCAGUUAUUUUAGCUGAUGAAAAGGGGUCACCAAAAGUCAAUUUAUUAUUUUUACACCUGCUCAAUAAAAACAUGUUGUGAAUGAAAGGAUUUUACAAAAUGUUGGACUGCUCCUUUAACACUCACAGUCUUUGCUUUGUGCGUGUGCUGGUUACUGAGCAGGUGAUGAGGUUAGUGUGUGAUGUCAUGAGGUACUGUGGAGGUCAGGCUUAGAGGUCAAAGGUAACUCUGCAGCAGUAGCAGGUUUUGGUAAGUUGUCGUGGCGACAGCGAUGAUGAUGAUGUUGAUGAUGAUGUGAUGACCGGUCAGAGGGAAGAGCUUAGUGAGCAGAUGUAUGUAUGGGUGAGCGGGCAGUGUUGCCCAAACCUUAGCUGUGUUAGCAUGUUAGCUGCAUUAGCAUGUUAGCUUCACACUGUCUGAUGACAAAUCUGUGUGCAAUAAUAUGAACAUAUAUACUGAUUACUGAGACUAUUGUGAAUAAAUUAUCAGUAAAUCACUGCUAACAUUUCAGAUGUGACCAGUCAUCCUGCACCACUUCAGCACAAACUUUCUACCUGCAUCUCUGAUACAAAUUAAUCUGCAGCUUGCUGGUUUUAUUGAGAGAAACUCUGAUCACACAGAAUCCACAGAAUUGAUUGAUCGCUGAACAAUUAAUUACCAAGUAGUGAAUAUCUGUUUUCUUUAGCAUUAAAACGUGUGUGUAGUGUCUGUGUGGUCCCUCACAGGUUUCCGAAUGUACUGAUUAUUGAAGACAGAAAAUCUUAAACAUGGGAGAAGCUGAGGUAGCUGAGUGUGACUGGCUGGGAGACCUGUCAAUCAAGACAAAUACCUUUUUUUUGAUCUUCAUGGAACAGUGACUCUGAAAAUGUCCACACAGACUCGCAUUAGAAUUUAAAAUUAUCCACUGAAAGCUGAACGUUUGGCAAAAAAUGUAUUGACUUUGUGUUUUGCAGAUGUUUCAUUCUUGAUCUUUGGGAACAAUGUAUGGUGAAGAGAAUCAGCUCAAAGGUCCACUUAUUAAUGAGUCUGAGCUUUCAGCCACAUCUCACAGUCUUUAUUCAGCUGGCUCAGAUGUCAUCACGUGACCUAAAUGUGAACUUUCAAUCACGUGAAUGCUCUAAUUCAUUAUUCACUUGACCUUUGACUUUCGAUUCUCUUCACCAGUUGACUUUGUGUUUUUGGAAAAUGUUUUUUUUCAUGUUCACUGAUCACAAACUCUGCUCUGCUGGACCAACACUCACUGUGAUCUCCGAGGCUCUACAUGCUUUUAAAAUUGUUUUUUUAAUUUUUUUUUUUAUUGAUCAAGAAUCCUUCACACACUUUUAAUUACACUUCACUGUCUGUCUGUUGGUGUCUCUUAAUUUCUAUUGAUGUCUAUUAAUGAUGAUGUGCGUUUUGUAUUGAUGUCAGCGGGAUGCAGGGGAGGGUUCACUCUGUAGAGAUGAGAAUAAUAAAGAUGUAUUUAUUUUCAGAUA
Molecule: messenger RNA, 6847 nt
Organism: Siniperca chuatsi (mandarin fish)
Lineage: Eukaryota; Metazoa; Chordata; Actinopteri; Centrarchiformes; Sinipercidae
Gene: itprid2
Product: ITPR interacting domain containing 2
Exons: 22
Coding region: 342-4448 (1368 amino acids)
Molecular function (GO): signaling receptor binding
Source: RefSeq, a predicted model, not a curated record